AUGAAAACAUCAGCUGUCGACGCGAAUAUUAGAUCCCUCAAUCGGACAUGGCUCUGUAAGGUUACGCAGGUCCUGAUCGACCAUUAUCAAACCACACUUCAAGAGAAGCUGACCACCAUUCGUGCCAAGUCUUUAUCAUCACCUGCGGUCGACCGCAUCGUUUCUCAUGCCCUGUCCUGGGCCCGUCGCUCCUAUGGGAAACGUCUCACUCAAGCUGUAAUCUCCAAAUUCUACCAAACAAUCAACGAAACAAAAACCAGAGUAACCAUAUCUCUACCAACUGAAAUGGACACUACACCUGCACCAUCUAGAGCCACCACGCUGCCGAACCAAACCCCUAAACGAGCCCGAAGUUCACCUACUCCUAGUCCAGCAGACAUAGGUAAACGCUCUCGUAGAGAGGGCACACCCCUUCUCUUUUCACUUUCAGACUCGUCUUCCCCUUCCACACCAUCUGAAUCUUCACCACGUGAUCCGGGAUCCGCCAACCUUUCUUCCUUCUGUGCGUUUUUGGACCAGCAAACCACCCCUCAGUCUCCAUCCAAGUCGAGACGUGUAUCCAGACCUUCCCCUCCUCGAACCAGAUCCCAGUCCGUUCCCAAUGCUACAAUUCUAACAACUACCAAACCAGUACCAAUCACACCGUCGACGACCAUUAUAUCCGCUACCAAACCGUAUUAUCACCAAACCAAGGACAAAUCAUUAUGGAAACUACCUGCUCUAAAGAAAUCUACCUUAAUAAUUGGAUCAUCUAACCUGAGUCGAAUUACCAAAACCAGUUCAGACACCGAAAUACAUUCUUACCCCGGUGCCCAAAUCCAUCACAUACAGUCAAUCCUGGAAUCAUACGACCAUGAUCCCAAACCUUCUACCAUUAUUCUUCAUUCAAAAUCCAGUCAUUCCAAACCAUCUCUUUAUUCCUUUUACCAUGAGAAAAAAGACAGCUAUUGUAUUCCACAAUAUAAAUUUAAAAAAGAAGAUAUCUUAAAACUAGACCAGAAUCCUCUGGAAUGGAGUAUUAAUAAUGUGGUAGAUUUUAUUAAAACUACAGAUUGUGCUAAUAUAUCAAGAUUGUUCCGAGAACAGGUUUAUGUCUUGACCUACAGAUGA
Messenger RNA from Lottia gigantea (owl limpet), 1110 nucleotides. RefSeq lists its product as hypothetical. The transcript is spliced from 3 exons. The record is from RefSeq and is a predicted model, not a curated record. Bases 1 to 1110 code for a protein of 369 amino acids. Lineage: Eukaryota; Metazoa; Mollusca; Gastropoda; Lottiidae.